Oncorhynchus nerka (sockeye salmon) is the source of this 1179-nucleotide messenger RNA. RefSeq names its product mucin-2-like. The record is from RefSeq and is a predicted model, not a curated record. The transcript is spliced from 3 exons. The annotation marks the transcript as partial. Lineage: Eukaryota; Metazoa; Chordata; Actinopteri; Salmoniformes; Salmonidae.
AUGUCGAUCCAGAGCUUCCCAAACAUGCUCAAUGGGGGACAUGACACUACUACUACUACUGUCACUACUACCUCUACUACUAUGACUACUGUCACUACUACCUCUACUACAACCACUACUACUACUGUCACUACUACCUCUACUACUACUACUGUCACUACUGCCUCUACUACUACUACUGUCACUACUGCCUCUACUACUACUGUCACUACUGCCUCUACUACUACUGUCACUACUACUACUGUCACUACUGCCUCUACUACUACUGUCACUACUGCCUCUACUACUACUGUCACUACUGCCUCUACUACUACUGUCACUACUGCCUCUACUACUACUGUCACUACUGCCUCUACCACUACCGCCUCUACCACUACCGCCUCUACCACUACUGCCUCUACCACUACUACCACUACUGCCUCUACUACCACCACUACUGCCUCUACUACCACCACUACUGCCUCUACUACCACCACUACUGCCUCUACUACCACCACCACUACUGCCUCUACUACUACCACCACUGCCUCUACUACUACCACCACUGCCUCUACUACUACCACCACUGCCUCUACUACUACCACUACUGCCUCUACUACUACCACUACUGCCUCUACUACUACCUCUACUACUACCACUACUGCCUCUACUACUACCACUACUGCCUCUACUACUACCACUACUGCCUCUACUACUACCACUACUACUACUGUCACUUUUACCUCUACUACUACCACUACUACCACUACUGCUACUGCCUCUACUACUACCAGUACUGCCUCUACCACUACUGCCACUAAUACUACUACCAUUACUACUGCCACUAAUACUACUACCUCUACUAUUACUACCACCUCUACUACUACUACUGCCACUACUACUACUACUACCACUACUACUACCACUACUGCCUCUACUACUACUACUACCUCUACUACUGCCACUAAUACUACUACCUCUACUAUUACUACCACCUCUACUACUACUACUACUACUGCCACUACUACUACUACCACUACUGCCUCUACUACUACUACCACUACUGCCUCUACUACUACUACCACUACUGCCUCUACUACUACUACCACUACUGCCUCUACUACUACUACCACUACUGCCUCUACUACCACUACCACUACUGCCUCUACUACCACUACCACUACUACUACUACUACUACU